UCUCUAAAACACAAUAUAUAAUUAUACAUUCAUAUAUAUCAUCGGUGGAUUGAUUAAUUGAUUGAGUGGAGAACAGAAAUAGAAACAGAAAUGGAAUUGAUGGUGGGCACUGCAACUGGAACUGGAACCAGUCUUUCAAGAACCACCAGUAACGCCACCACUACUAACAAAAUCAUCCCUUUCACUUACACCGCCGGCGAUGAUUCCGGCGAAGGAUUCUGCCGCCGUCCCCUCAUCCGCCGCCUUUCCAGCUCCGGCCGCGGCGGCGGCGGCCUGGUCGCUGCUUUCCUCCGCUCCAUGAUCUCAAUCUUCAGCUUCCCCUCGAUUCUGCCGAGCUGCAGCUGGAUCGGCCUCCCGACGCCCCUCCCCAUCCCGCCGUCGCUCGGCCGGAAGGUCACCGGAACUCUCUUCGGCCGCCGGAGGGGUCACGUGACCUUCGCCGUGCAGGACGACCCGAGAUCGGAGCCAGCGCUGCUCGUCGAGUUCGCCGUCUCCACCGCCGCGCUCGUCCGGGAGAUGUCCUCCGGUCUCGUCAGGAUCGCCCUCGAGUGCGAGAAGCCCCGCCGCCAUGGCGGAGGAAGGAGGCUGUUGGGGGAGCCGGCGUGGACGAUGUACUGUAACGGGAGGAAGUGCGGCGGGGCGGUGACUAGGGAGUGCAGCGAGUCGGACUGGCACGUGCUGAGCACGGUGCAGAGAGUGUCGGUGGGGGCCGGCGUGAUUCCGGUGGUGGACGACGGCGGCGCGGCGGCGGAGGGGGAGUUGCUGUAUAUGAGAGCCCGGUUCGAGAGAGUCGUAGGGAGCCGUGACUCGGAGGCCUUUUAUAUGCUCAACCCGGACGGCAAUGGCGGACCCGAGUUGAGCAUUUUCUUCCUUAGAAUUUAAUUUUUAAUUUUUAUUUUAUAUACUUACAUUACAAUACACAGACUUUUUUUUUUUUUAAUUUAUUUUAUUGGAUUGGACAGUAGUUAGAGCCUUAUAUAUGUGUUCAUGUAAUAUAUAUACAUAUAUAUGUAUAUGGUAUCGUAUCGAAUCGAAUAUAUGGGUGCUUUUCUAAGUAAUUAAUGUUAUUCAGUAUAAAUAUAAUUCACUAUUAUGUGAAUUAUAAAAAUCUGAAUAGUAAAUAAAAAAAUUAAAGAUAAUGUACAUUUGAAAUAUAAA
Andrographis paniculata is the source of this 1158-nucleotide messenger RNA. RefSeq names its product protein MIZU-KUSSEI 1-like. The transcript has a single exon. NCBI's taxonomy places the organism in Eukaryota, Viridiplantae, Streptophyta, Magnoliopsida, Lamiales, Acanthaceae. The record is from RefSeq and is a predicted model, not a curated record. Gene Ontology annotation, biological process: hydrotropism. Bases 91 to 882 code for a protein of 263 amino acids.